CUCAACCAACUAAUUGAAAUUAUUUAUUUAUUUGCUUGAACAGUUCCUUUUCUAGAUUAACUUUUUUUAUAUAAAUGAACUGGCCAUUUUUAUUCAUUUUAAAUUUGUUAUCCUUAAACAACACCAGUACAAUCCCUCAAUUAUCGUAAUGAUGUACUUCAACCAAACUCUUGUUCAGGAAACCUUUGAGAGGUUUGAUAGAGAUGGGAGUGGUAAAAUUGAUGAAACAGAACUAAGGGAUGCUCUCUACAGUCUUGGGUAUUUGGUGCCUCCUCUAGUCCUUCAACUUCUGGAUUCCAGAUAUGAUGACAGUGCAGGGCUGGACUUCGAUAAAUUUGUAGAAUGUGGGAUGAUUUUUAAGGGUCUGACAGAGAAGUUCAAAGAGAAGGAUACACAGUAUGCAGGCUUUGCAAAGCUGAGUUAUGAUGAGUUUCUGUCUAUGGUCAUCCCUUUUCUUGUGUCAUACUAAGAAGAAGGAUUGAAGGACCACUCCCCAAGGUGCCCUAAUUUUUAAGAGUAUGAAUUAGGAAGGGACACAAUACCUUUACGUUGAUACCAUUCAGUCAAGUGGGAACACCAUAUGCCUUUGGGGCAAUAAUAAAAAAUAUUAUAAAUUUCAACUCUUUUGAAUCCGUUUUACUCGUGAAUGAUGGAUGGACCAAAAUGAAUGUUGUAUGUAAUA
Molecule: messenger RNA, 682 nt
Organism: Cuscuta campestris
Lineage: Eukaryota; Viridiplantae; Streptophyta; Magnoliopsida; Solanales; Convolvulaceae
Source: the annotation of a GenBank genome assembly